AUAUGAUUCGUACAAUAAAAGUUAUUAUUAUAACAGUAAGAAAACAUUACAAAACAACUCAAAUAAGGACUUCAAAAGAAAUAAUCUUUAAAAAUGAUUACCGUGGAGAAGUUUUUUUGCUUUCUUGAACUAAAAUGGGGAAUGCUAGCUAUUGGAAUUAUUCAAAUUAUUUUAACUAUUGUGGGUGGCAUCUUUAUUCAACCUGGAUAUCUGAUAUUUGGGUUUGUUCAGUUCGCUGUUUUCAUACUCUUUUUAAUUUCGUGCAUACUUUUAAUUGUUGCAGCCUUUGUGCCAAAAAAGCCAUUGGUGCUUUGUUAUUUGAUAAUGGCGGCUCUUCUAAUCCUAGUGGCGAUUAUCACUAUUAUAAUUUGUGCUAUUUUGGGAUAUAAUGAAGUCUUAUCAUAUAUAUUCAGUGUCAUCAUCAUAAUUCUGGGAAUUUACUUUUGGAUCUGUGCAUACUCUUAUUAUCAACAAAUUUAAGUCGUGUCAUAAAUAACGAAAAAUCUGUAUUAGUGAUAUAUUUUUACUUUUGAUAUGUGUUCCACCCAGUGCAACACUCAAAAUUCUAAACGCAAUAAAUACAAUAAUAAUAAUA
Messenger RNA from Drosophila albomicans, 595 nucleotides. RefSeq lists its product as uncharacterized. Bases 94 to 480 code for a protein of 128 amino acids. The transcript has 4 exons. NCBI's taxonomy places the organism in Eukaryota, Metazoa, Arthropoda, Insecta, Diptera, Drosophilidae. The record is from RefSeq and is a predicted model, not a curated record.